Salvelinus sp. IW2-2015 is the source of this 883-nucleotide messenger RNA. NCBI's taxonomy places the organism in Eukaryota, Metazoa, Chordata, Actinopteri, Salmoniformes, Salmonidae. The record is from RefSeq and is a predicted model, not a curated record.
AGAAAUGUAAAGAAUCAGAAAAGAAAGAAAGAGAGAGGAUCAACAAGUGGAUGUGUUUCAGAUACAACCGAACAUACGGCAGAAGAAGAAGAUAUCGUGGCAAAGUUGGACGUCACCUCCGAUAGAUUUGAUCCACUCCUGGAGCACUACUCCCCUGCAGCGCCUCUUCCAUACCCCAACGUGAAGUGCUCCAACAACAUUGCCGAGUAUGAGCGCUUUCUGAAGGGGGCCCGGGGCCGCGCCAAGGAGAAAAACGUGGAGAGAAAACGGAGGAAAUCCAGGAAAGGUGUAGCGGAUCCGGAGAGGAUAGAGAAACUGAAGAGGAUGAUGGUGAACAACCCGAUAGAGGGAGAGGAGGGUACCAGCGGCACUGCCCGGCGUUGAAGAAUGCACAAGAAUGUCCUGACAAGGAUGCUAAUCCAUACAGGAAGCCCUCUGAGGGAGCUGUACUGCUGCGUGGAGGAGAGGAUAAGGGUGAAAGUUCACAUCAGAACCUUUAAGGGGCUCCGUUGUGUGUGUUCUGGCUUCAUAGUGGCCUUCGACAAGUUCUGGAACUUGCAGGGGUGGCAACCUAGCCUGGAACUGGAAGCCAAUCUGUUUCUGUUCUCUUGCCAACUCCUUAUGGAGUUUCCAUGCCUAACAUGAGCAGAAGCAGACAGACUGGCACCCGGGCUAGUGCCAAAUCUCCAGGAAAGUUACUUGAUCAGAAGGUGCAACAAGCUGAAGCUUUACCAAGACUGACCCAUCAAUACCUACUACAGUAUCUACACUGGUUUAGACCAACAAGGAGUGAACCAUGAAGUCUCACUGCUACUGUAUAUCAUAUUGAUAUGUAUUCUCUGCUUUACGCAGACAAUAAGAAAUAAAACAAAUUACCAAGCUG